AAAUUCCGUAAAAUAAAAGUAAAAAAUUAAAAAACAGUGUGACCUAAAAAACAUAAAAAGAGCAUGGUCCCUCUGAUAAAUCAGCUGUAUUUCGUAAACAGUGUGAAAAUUCAAAACAACAUCAAAAAAGAAAAAAAUGAGCUCUGACGAUGAAGUGAUUGUGUUGGUGGCGGCAUAUGUUGUUGCAAAACAAAAGGAGCAAGUACAGCGCACACGGAGACGUCACAAAUUUUGGGUGAACCCUUAUUUGCAGCUGAGGAAGGAAAAGGGAAGGUUUCAAAAUGAUUUUCAGAAUAUGGUCCAGAACCCGACAAUGUUUUACCAGAACUUUCGUAUGGACGAACGCCAGUUCAACCAGCUAUUUUCAUUGGUAGAACCCUUUUUAAUACCAAAGCGCAACUCACGCCCAGACGCCAUUCCAUUAAAAGCUAAAUUAGCCAUUGUUCUCGAGUGCUUUGCGACUGGAGACCUACAAUGUCACGUUGGCUCGACCUACCGGAUAAGCAAGCAACACUUGGGCAGAACUAUUGAUCUGGUGUCUCAUGCUAUCUGCACUGCGCUGCACGGAGAGUUUCCAAAGUGGAACUCUAAUAACAUGCUCAAGUGGGCAACAGAUUUUAUGGAACAAUGGAACUUUCCAAACUGCAUUGGUGCUAUCGAUGGAAAGCACGUUGCGAUCAAGGCACCACCCGAAAGCGGCAGUGCUUUUUACAAUUAUAAAGGCUUUCACUCAAUUGUGCUCAUGGCGGUUUGUGACGCUUCAUAUAGGUUCACGUACAUUGACGUUGGUGCUUACGGGAGUGAAGGGGAUAUGAAUGCCUUUUCACAUUGUUCGCUUGGAAAAGCAAUUUUAUCGGGAAAUGUGACAUUUCCGGAGGAUAGCAUGCUGCAGGGAGUACAUACCCCAUACUAUAUUGUUGCGGAUGAUGCAUUCCCGUUGCACAAGCGCAUAAUGAAACCAUAUGGGUCUAGAAACCAAUCCACAGCAGAAAGGAUUUUCAACUACCGGCUGAGUCGAGCUCGUCGUUGCAUUGAGAAUGCAUUCCAGAUUCUCAGUAAUAGGUGGAUGGCUGUUCAAGACACUUUGCGGUGUGGCCCAAACAGAGCGCAAAAUGUAACUGCGGCAUGCUGUUAUCUGCAUAAUUAUAUGAUGCGAGUAGGCCCAACAGAAUAUGGCGCCAUGCCUGAAGGCCUAUUAAUUGAAAGCCCAGCAGACACUGAUGCUGAAGCCUUUCGUGGUCGGCUACAGGAUUACCCCAAAUUUAUUAGAAAUAAUAUAAAGGAUUUCGUCAACUCUGCAGCCGGGUCAAUACCUUGCCAAAAUGAAUCUGCUGGUGUGCGUCAAUAAUAAAGAA
Molecule: messenger RNA, 1355 nt
Organism: Drosophila obscura
Lineage: Eukaryota; Metazoa; Arthropoda; Insecta; Diptera; Drosophilidae
Product: putative nuclease HARBI1
Exons: 4
Coding region: 137-1348 (403 amino acids)
Source: RefSeq, a predicted model, not a curated record